AUGGCGGAAGUGGUAGGCCUGGUCGCCAGUGUCGUGCAGCUGGCUGGCGCUGGCUUGAAGCUGUCCCAGACGCUGUACCAGUAUGCCGAUGGUGUGGCUUCUGCCGAUCGCAGAAUCAAGGAUAUCGCGAACGAAGUUAAGCUCACAAGCUUCGUCAUACAAGAGCUGGGGACCAUCUUCGAGAGAGACGAGACUGCAAACCUGAUUUCAGAAAAUGCAGUCAGGACGGCGAACGAGACAAUCAAGGAGUGUUUUGCGGUUUUCACGGAACUUGAGUUGAAAAUCAACAAGGGCAAGCCAGGGAAGAUGGGUCGGCUGAUGUUGCCCUUCAAAGACAAUAAGAUCGAACUGCUCCGAAGCCAAAUCGAUAAGCUCAAGAGCACGCUGGAGCUGUUGAUGCAGGUACUCAUACACGCCCAUCAAGUUUCAUCGGAGAAGUACAAUCGCGAGGCUGAAGCGAAGCACCGGGAAGAGAUCAAGCAGUUACUCGAGAACAAGAAGCAGGCCACAAAGAAAUACGAGGAGUCGCUGAGAAAUUUCAGUAUAAGCGAUGGCAGCACUAUCGUUGAUGAUGGUGAUCGAUCGCUACAGGAUAAAGACGACAUUGAUCCGUCGUCUGACCUCUUCAACACUGCUGGAGCUAUCGGCUCAACAAUCAACCCCGAUACGCUUGCCACAUGCGUGGACCAUGUACGAAGCUUGCUUGCAGACAUUGAGACACUGCAGCUUGCUUUGGCCGAACAAGUAAAUGGCGAUGACCACUCAGAUCACCAUCAGAAGGCUAUCGGAUCUUACUUCCUCGCUCGCUCUCAUCUCGACAGUGUCCUGCUUGGCAAGUCUCAAGCCAAUGCCACUGAUGCGAGAUUUCGGCAAUCAAUCAGCAAGAAGCGCACCAACACUUCCUCCGUGGUAUCCGAUGUGGCGGCACAUGUAGAGCCUCCCAGGACAUCUCGCCCCGCUGAUUUGAGACCCGAAAGGUCAAGAGAUGAGAUGGUGCAGAGCUCCGAGCUGGAGCGAAAGCGAGAACGACAUAGUGCUAUUUACUACCAACCUCCUGAGAGCUUGCUCGAUGAUGAGAGUGAACUAGCUUUGCUGGAAGAACGGGAAGUACGUCUCGAGCGCGAAAGACGAGAUGAAAUGAUGGCCACAACAGGCUACCGUACUGCAAUGAACACAAAAAGCGAUGACAUAUUUGUCGGCUUGUCUUCUAAGGCAGAGUAUAGGUCAAGUAGUUACCGCGCGGCUUCCUCACCUAAACUCCAAAAGACUAGCACUGGGACCGACACAGAGACGGAUGAAGCUUCAGACGGUGGACUUGUAACCGAGGUACCUGAUCGAAUCGAUCUUAUGCAUAGAGCAGCUAGAAGGCGCUAUGACCGCCUACCUGUACAGCCAUCGCAGUCAGCCCGAGAUGAAUCCCCUUUAUCUUCACACGGAUAUACAUCUGAAGAGAUAGAAAGCAGCCAUUAUGCAUCUAGUGAAUCCAAUCAAGAGGCCGAACGACGUUCCAAGAAGGACAAGAACAAGAACGAACAGAUAGAAACAGGAGAACGGAGGAGGCGCCCGCGUCACUUCCGAACAACAGCAGAAUUCCUAACCGUUGGACGUUCACCCGUUAGUCAGGUCGCCCCGUUCGCAGGCUUACAAGACCCAUGGGAUUUGCGCAACGACGGAAUUGCACCUCCUAUCGACCAAGCUGAAACGAAAGCUAAGGAAGAAGAGAGGGCGGAAAGAAGAGAGAGAAGGCUAGAAGAAGCGAGAAAGAGGAUCAAAGAAGUGAAAAGGAGGAUGAGAGAAGAAGGGAAAGAGGAUAUGAGAGAGGAAAAGAGAGAGGAAGAACAAAAACGACAAGAGCAAGAGGAGCGGAAAGGGUCGAACACGGAUUCAUCUUCGACUCGUAGUAGUGGUAAAGUACCCCACUGGCAACGCGCGUCGUCAGGGGCGUCGAGGACACGCAAGCCUAUUGAUCGCAACGAAGACAUCCCAGAGUCAGCAGGCCUAAGAGGUCGCAUCGGCGCAGCUACCAGACACCAUGAACGGUCACGCUCCCGCUCUCGUGUUCUGGUCGGCGUUAGUUCUGGAGUUUGGCAGUUCCAGUACAAGCCAGCAGAAGACGAUAGCGACAAGCAAGCAGAAGACGAUAGCGACAAGCAAGCAGAAGACGGUAGCGACAAGCAAGAAGAGGGUACGGAUCGCGAGUCGGAGUCGAACCGAGAUGAGGAGAGGGCAGAAGAGGAGCGAAUGCAAUUUGUACGGCAGAGACAAGAGAGCUCGGAAGAGUACUCUUCCCCAAGUAGUCAAGAAGACACUUCAGAAAAUGAAGAGGCUGAGGAUUCAUGGAAUUACAUUGAUGAGACGGAAAAGGUAAGUCAGGUGGACGAGGUGGAUGAUUUACUAAGGGAAUGGACUACUCUGCUUGGAUGA
Messenger RNA from Alternaria metachromatica, 2424 nucleotides. RefSeq lists its product as uncharacterized. The coding region runs from base 1 to 2424 and encodes 807 amino acids. The record is from RefSeq and is a predicted model, not a curated record. The transcript has 2 exons. NCBI's taxonomy places the organism in Eukaryota, Fungi, Ascomycota, Dothideomycetes, Pleosporales, Pleosporaceae. Gene Ontology annotation, biological process: regulation of DNA-templated transcription.